Phascolarctos cinereus (koala) is the source of this 9646-nucleotide messenger RNA. RefSeq names its product G protein-coupled receptor kinase 3 (gene GRK3). Gene Ontology annotation, biological process: G protein-coupled receptor signaling pathway; desensitization of G protein-coupled receptor signaling pathway; protein phosphorylation. The record is from RefSeq and is a predicted model, not a curated record. Lineage: Eukaryota; Metazoa; Chordata; Mammalia; Diprotodontia; Phascolarctidae. Gene Ontology annotation, molecular function: G protein-coupled receptor binding; ATP binding; G protein-coupled receptor kinase activity.
UAAAUUUUAGACUGGUUUAAAAUCGAGGACUUGCUGAAUUGACUAGAAGUCUUUCUCCUUGGGCCAAGGUGACCUCUCAUGUUUAGCCAAAUGGAAACUUUCCUGCCAGCAGCAUCAUGUUCAUUUUUCAAUAGCCUACUGCUACCUGAGGCAGAAUGUUGUUAAGAAAUAAGGAAAAAGAUGCAAAAGCAACCAGAGGUCCAGACAAAUCUGAGCAGAUUUCAUCUUGAGCUUCCUAGAGCACCGAAGUGAAGUCAGAGAGUGAAGCCUGAGAGGAAGGUGGCCAGGUGAGAGUAUCCGGAAUUUAAUGCAGAAGUAUCUUAAUGAGAGAGGUGAAUUAACAUUUGACAAGAUUUUCAAUCAGAAAAUUGGUUUUUUGCUUUUUAAAGAUUUUUGUUUAAAUGAAAUUGAUGAAGCUGUCCCUCAGGUGAAGUUUUAUGAAGAGAUCAAAGAAUACGAAAAGCUUGAUUCUGAAGAAGAGCGUCUCCGGAGGAGCCGGCAGAUUUACGACACAUUCAUAAUGAAGGAGCUUCUGUCUUCUUCCCAUGUAUUCUCAAAGCAAGCUGUAGAGCAUGUACAAACUCAUCUAGCCAAGAAAAAAGUGCCCUCAAAUCUUUUCCAGCCAUACAUAGAAGAAAUUUGCGAUAGUCUUCGGGGCAACAUAUUUCAAAAAUAUAUUGAAAGUGACAAGUUCACUAGAUAUUGUCAGUGGAAAAAUGUUGAGCUAAAUAUCCAUUUGACCAUGAAUGAUUUCAGUGUACAUAGGAUUAUCGGCCGAGGAGGAUUUGGUGAAGUAUAUGGUUGCAGAAAAGCUGACACUGGAAAAAUGUACGCAAUGAAAUGCUUGGAUAAAAAGAGGAUCAAGAUGAAACAAGGAGAGACGUUGGCCUUAAAUGAGAGAAUCAUGCUGUCCCUUGUCAGUACAGGGGAUUGCCCUUUCAUUGUGUGUAUGACCUAUGCCUUCCAUACCCCUGACAAGCUGUGCUUCAUCCUCGACUUGAUGAAUGGGGGAGAUUUGCACUAUCACCUCUCACAGCACGGGGUGUUUUCUGAAAAGGAAAUGAAGUUCUAUGCUGCCGAAAUCAUCCUGGGCUUAGAGCACAUGCACAACCGUUUUGUGGUUUACAGAGAUUUGAAGCCUGCCAAUAUCCUUUUGGAUGAAUAUGGACAUGUGAGGAUAUCAGAUCUUGGGCUUGCCUGCGAUUUUUCCAAAAAGAAACCACAUGCUAGUGUCGGCACCCAUGGCUACAUGGCUCCCGAGGUGCUCCAGAAGGGGACCGCGUAUGACAGCAGCGCCGACUGGUUCUCUUUGGGGUGUAUGCUCUUCAAGCUUCUACGAGGUCACAGCCCUUUCCGGCAACACAAAACGAAAGACAAGCACGAGAUCGACCGGAUGACGCUCACAGUGAACGUGGAACUUCCUGAUGCAUUUUCUCCUGAAUUAAAAUCCCUUCUGGAAGGGUUGCUACAAAGAGAUGUCAGCCAGCGACUGGGCUGCCUGGGAAAUGGUGCAGAGGAAGUCAAAAGCCACAUAUUUUUCAGAGGCGUCGACUGGCAGCACGUCUACUUGCAGAAGUAUCCUCCACCGCUGAUCCCUCCCCGGGGUGAGGUAAAUGCUGCAGAUGCUUUUGAUAUCGGCUCAUUUGAUGAAGAGGAUACCAAAGGCAUUAAGCUGCUAGAUUGUGAUCAGGAGCUUUACAAGAACUUUCCUCUGGUAAUCUCUGAACGCUGGCAGCAGGAGGUGGCUGAGACAGUCUACGAGGCGGUGAAUGCAGACACAGAUAAGAUCGAGGCCAGGAAACGGGCCAAAAAUAAGCAGCUUGGCCAUGAAGAAGAUUAUGCCUUAGGGAAGGACUGUACUUUACACGGAUACAUGUUGAAACUGGGAAAUCCAUUUUUGACGCAGUGGCAACGUCGUUAUUUUUACCUCUUUCCAAACAGACUUGAGUGGAGGGGGGAGGGAGAAUCACGGCAAAACCUAGUGACAAUGGAACAGAUUGUGUCAGUGGAAGAAACUCAGAUUAAAGACAAAAAAUGCGUUUUGCUGAGGAUAAAAGGAGGAAAACAACUGGUCCUACAGUGUGAGAGUGACCCUGAGUAUGUGCAGUGGAAAAAAGAAUUGGUAGAAACCUUUACGGAGGCCCAGAGGUUAUUAAGGCGGGCUCCAAAGUUCCUUAACAAACCUCGACCGACUGUCGUGGAGCUUUCGAAGCCUCCACUCAGCCACAGAAACAGCAAUGGCCUUUGACAUGAAGGGACUCUUAUGAGAGACUGUGAGCGCCACAAAGUACUGUGUCCCCACCCCCACGCAGGGCGUCAUGUGGAAGAAGAGGGCACAGAGCUGGGAGUUUGGGCACAAGCUCGUUGGCUGGCCUGGACGGCAGCUGUGAUGACCAGACAAGGAAGCAGAGGAGUUCUCAGUGACGGGAACCAAGUGUUCGCACGUGGUGCGGUGGCCGCUUCUCACUCUCAUGUCAUUACACCCUGGCGGUGUUGGGAAUCGCCCAUUCUUUUAAACUACUGAAGAAAUGAAGAUUUUGUUUUCUUUGCUACACACUUUAUUUUGGUCUAUACUGAACCUAGAACUUGAAGUGGUUACUACUUAGCCCUUAAAUUUUGACGUUCAAUAUCCAGCCUAUCUCCAGAUCUUCUCAGGAGGAGCUUGGGACCGACAGUGUGCAAUGGUAGAUUGCCUUCCAUGUUACCGUAGUGGAUCCGGCCUUGCUGGUGUGAUCUGUCUUUGCUCCGUACUCCUGGUGACAAACAACCAUGUGAUUCUCUGAUGCCCUCAGACACUGUCUUCUUUUUGUCUGGGGCUACAAGGUGUAGAUUCUUUAUGAAAAGUCUAGACUUUGGCCCAGCUCAUUGUUUGUUGUACUCACACAUACUAGCUGCCACUGUCGUCCUUGUGACUUGGGGGUCUAGCAGUAACCAUUGAGGAAGGGGGAAUUAGAGGAGCAGAAUGUAGAAUUCUGUUUAUCAGUUAGCGAUGUAAGCAGUUUUGGAAUGGAUUUUUGGGGUGGUUGACGGUGAACUUGAAGGCAUUUUUUUUUUCAAAUUCAGGGCAAAUUGCACUUUUAAAAAAAACCUUUGAACCUAUUAUGCCCCAGUGGACAUGCUGAGGUAGCCACGGUGGGGCUCUGGUACGCAUUCUUCGAAGUAGUUCUUUGCCUGUCUUUUUGACAGUUGGAUUUUUCUGCAUUUAAAAAACGAGUGACCUUUCAACACAGUGAUUCCAACUCUUCAUUCUCACUGGUCCCUCCAAAUGUGUGUCCGUGAGAGGUGAUGUCAUGUGACGAAGAAGAACUCAUGUUGCUGUUUGCAUUUUUUUAUAGAAUGAAAAUUUUUAUUAACAGGUGUUAAAAUUAUGAAAAGUGAGUGUCCCAAGUGGGUUUUAAAAUACAUACGUACAUACAUACAUACAUACAUGUCCACUUUCUUUGCAUAAUACCAUUCAUACGCCCUAAGCAAAUUUAUUCUGCACAGCAGGCUAUAAUAGUCUAUUAGCGAUGCCGUGGCUUGGAGGGCUGGGCCAAUUCAGGAAUCUUCUUCCUGGUUACCUGUGACUUAUUUCCUCUGUUCUGAGACGCUCCUUCUGUGCCCCUUUCAUGCACAAAACAAACUCUCCAUUCUCAGAACUGUUUUUCUUCAUAGCAACGUGCCAAGUGCCAACAGACUCAAGAAAUGGUGUAGAAAGUCACUUCUCUUUUGUGUGUGCAAUUGUAUCAUGCCUGUGAAAAGAACUAACAGUUUGAAUAACCCUCCCCUCUGCUCUGCCUUCCCCUGCCAUUGCCCCUCGAGGUUUGCAGGGGUGCCAUGCAUGUAUGUGUGAGCACUGCGUGAGCCACAGAAGGGGGUCCCUUUAAUGCAGUGACAGUGCGGAGGCUCAGGGAUGGCUUAAGAGCCACUGAGAACUGGUUUUAGUGUUUGCUGAAAACAUGCUUACAUUAUUAAAAGAAAUAUGUUUACAUCAGAUGACAGAAUCCUAAGCAAUAUGCUUAACUUUUUAAAAGUGGCAUAUUCCCAGAUACUUUCAUGGAGACUCCAUUUAACCACAGCUGUAUAACUACCCUCAUUGCAAUUUGGUCCCCAAGUGGUUGUGUGCAAACAGUGACAUUAAAGGCAUUGAGCCCCACCCUGCCUUGGUAAGGCAGGCCAGGUGCCAACCUUUUACUUAGAGACUCCUCUGGGCCCUCUCGGGGCUGUCCUUAGCAACUAUGGGCACCAGUGGCCUUGCUGUCCCAGUGUGUCCAGAGAGGGUCAGGGUAUCUAUAGAACAGAAGCAGCUCCCCAUCCUGGCUGGGGGAUCACGCCCCGCCCUCAAAGGGGUUGAUAGAAUGCCCAAGGAUACCUUCAUUUUUCAAACUCUGAGCUAAAAGGUGGCCUAAAGAGGCCUUUGGCUUUGAUGGGAUAAGUCUUAUUUCAAACUCCUGUUAGACACUUCCACAAUUCACACUUGGGUUCUAGAACCAUGUCCAAGAGGAAUGAGAAGUAAGCAGUAACAAUUAGGAGCAAGUGAUGGGACCUCUGAAGUCUCAUCUAGUGGUCCUUGCUCCCCUCAGUGUCACACACAGAUUUGUUUGGAAAAUGUUAAACCUUGAGGGAUGAUGGGAAGUAACCCUCUCAUUUUACACACAAGGAAAAUGAGGCCCAGGGGAAUGAAAGGAUUUGUCCCGGUGCAGGAAGUGAGUCAGUGGCCGAGCUUUUUAUCUCCAAUCUGCUCUCUAUUGUUAUCCCAUUGCUUGAUCUGGAAUGGGGGAUUUGCAGAAUCAGAAUAGGAAAAAUUGUCUUUAUUAUGUUCCUUGCUGCCCAGGGUGCUAAAGAGGGCAUUCAUUUUCCUUUGCCAUUUUUACCUCUCUACCUUAAACAGGAUUGUUAUGAUCCAGCUAUCAAAUCCCUUGACAUUUGCCCCCUCCCCUCACAUCAUUAGGGUUAAAGUUCAGUUAAGUGAGCCUGUAAUUUUUAAAAAUUUUGUCUCAUUGCAAAGUUAAGUUCCUAAAUUUUAUUUCAUCAGCUUUUAUUUGAUCUUUAAGAUUCAAAUGGUUCAAUGUAGUUGUCUGUGAAGAUAACCUAAAAACAUGAGGAACAAUUUAAAAAUAUUUGACCAAUUGCUUCUUUAUUCGAUAUUGAAAGGAAUAUUUAAAUAUGUCUAAAAAGAUCUAGUUUUUUUCAUAGUUGAUAUGUGAUAAUUUAUGGAAUUUAUUUUUUUAUCAUUGCAUUACUAUUAAUGUAAAUUUUAUUGAUCUAAAAUAUCUUUUUUUUAAAGAUUUUAAACAUUUAUUAACUCAUUUCCUACUGUAAUAUUUGGGGCCACAUUUUAUUCAGUGCUUCAGAAUAAUUCUGGCUCAGGAAUCAGAAGCGUGGGCUUCCAAUUCCACCUCUGAGGCUUCCUCCUCUGUCAGCUUGGGCAAGUCACUUCUCCCCUGUGUGGGCCUCAGUUUCCUCAUCUGUGUUCUGAGGGGUAGGGACUAGAUGGGCUUGGAGGUCCGUUCUGGCCUCGGAUCUGCUGUCCUAGAAUAUGUCUGGUGUGGUGAUGGUUUUUCAGCUGAGUUUACAGAAAUGGGCCAAUUGCCAUGAGAUUACAAAGAAAUUGUGUAACAGGGAUGUAAUGUGCAUUGUAGUGACAACGUCUGCAGGCAUUGAGGUCUCAGUGAUUGAGACAUACUGUGUGUAGGGGGAAAAAAUCAAAAUUUUAUCCCUGUUCAGGUCAGGGUGGCAGCCUUCAGCUUCAGUGUGAGAUAUGCUGACCACACUUGGAGAGAGCCCAACUGGGCCUCUGUCAAAUGUGCCUUAGACAAGGUUUUGAAACUGCCCCCGUGGGCGUGACGAUCCGUCGAAGGGUUUGAGCCUUCACCUUAAGUAACAUGUAACAUUCCAUUGGGGUGCAAAUGCUGAUGCUCCAUGGAAGAUGGGAUUUUCUGGGAUUGCCAAAUAAGCACACUUCCCUAUCAAAACCGUGCUGACAUGUGACCCUUGUCUCAGCCCUUGAGAAUCAGACCGUCCGCCCCAGGCUGCUGCUUUGGCCUCCAUGUGGCCACGAUAUCACCAAGCUCCGUGCCACAGUUGUUAAUGGGGCUGGACCAACCUAAAAGAUCACAGUGUGUGCAUGUGUGUGUAUCUUCCCACUAAUUCCCCUCCUCUCUGGAGGGCUGAUGAUGCCAGACCUGCCUAUCUUUAUAAUGGGUUGUUUCUAAUGUAUGUCAGCAUUUUUAUGUGCCAGGUAGGAAGAAAAGUCUCCAAGUUUAGCUUUUUUCAUGAAGACACUGUGUAAAUCUGUAUAGAAAUUUAUCAUGUGAGUAGUGUAAAAUAUGCCAUGUCUGCAUUUGUGAUGAUCUGUGUAUAGUCACAGUUAUGUUCAGGGAACUGUGUUAUGUAUUCUACGUGCUGCUCUUAGUAACAAAGCCACCGCCUUUCUUCCUGGUCCCAGUGGUGCAUGUGGGACUGAAUUGGUUGCUCCCAGGGAGGCUUUGCCACUAUCUUAUAAUAGUUUAGGGGUGGGGGUCAGAGAGGAAUCAUGGUUUGUAGAAAUGGGGGCAAGGAAGAGACUUCAUUUAUAAGUAAACAUAAACCCCCUUACAUAUCAAAGCACAAAAAUAAAUAUUUGAAAAUAAUGGGUUUUUCUCUCCCUUUGGCUUUUUGUAAAGUGUUAUAAGUGAGUGGUAAUGUUCAUGUUCUAAUGUUCUUUUAGACUGUGAGCUUGUGAGUUUUGUGGGAGUCUGCGUGUGUGUGUGAGAGAAAGAGAGAGAGAGAGAGAGAGAGAGAGAGAGAGAGAGAGAGAGAGAGAGAGAGAGAGAGAGAGAGAGUGUGCAGUAGAUGCGUCAUUAAUUCAGGUCCAGGAGCUUAUCAUCAGAGUACCCACACACAGGAAAAAUAAACUCUAGAAAUUCUUUGAAACUGACUUUCUUUUUCUUGAAUAAGAUGCAGCAUUUCAGUGAAUCCCCUAAAAAUAGAGGGAAAAUUUUUGUAGUUGUUAGUGUGUGUUUGGAGGAAGUCAGUGCUGACAUUAUCUCUAUUAAACUAAUUUGGAAAUCCCACCUGGAGAAUAGCACCAUUUAUUAUUUAUUGCCCAGUUUUUAAAUAUACUUUUUUUUAGAUCUGUGUCAGAUUACCUAAAGAUAGAUAUGCAAAGGAGAAACUUGAAUUCAUAAGCAUUUGAGUGUUGGCUUUAAAUAUGCCCAGUCCAGGCAUUUCAGAGGAUUAAUUGAAUUACAGAUUUUCACUGUGUUGUAUAAAUACAGCUGGCAAAAUUUUUUAGGGCAAAAAAUAUGGUGGAUGUGCUAGCUUUGUUAUAUUUGAGUAGUUUUUUAAUGUGCUAGUAUGAAUUCCUUCCUAUAACAUCUCCAAUACAAAAGCUUUCAAUCUUUUUUUAAUAGUAGUUAUUGGCAAGAUAAUCAAGGGAGAUUUCCCAGUAAUUAUGAUCUAGGACCUUCUAAAGCACAUGCACACACACGCGCGCACACACACACACACACACACACACACACAAAUAGACAAUUAUCUGUACUAAAACAAAGAAUUCAUAUUUGCUCUAGCAACUAUCAACCUCAAAAUUUUUAAAUUUUAAUUUUUUAAAAAUAAUUUUUUAUGUUAAUAGAAUAUCCCCAUUUCUGUUUUUGUCCUCAAUUGUAAUCCUGGCUCUGCUACUGAUUACUACCUGUGUGACCUUGGAAAAAUCAUUGUAACUUCAGAGGCCUCAGUUUUAUCUGUAAAUUGGGUGGAUUAGAUGAAAUGAUCCCUAAGGUUCCUUCUGGGCCUUGAACCUACGACCUAUCUCCUGUAAGAGCUGACGUUUUUAUCGCAGAUUUUCCAUCCAUUGUCUCAUUUGACAAAUGACAAAAGUGAGUUUUCCUAAGCUCUCACAGCUGGAGAGGCAGCUGCUGAGUUCCUCUCCCCCCACCCCACCUCACCCUGGGCUUUUUCCUCUGUACCUUCCUGCAGAGGGAAUGCCUUUCCAGAUGUGCAUUCAAAGCAGAAAGGACUUGAAAUUUUGUUAGUAGUUUCUCAGUUGAAUAUAUUCCAGUACAUCGAGGACAGGCUAAACCCUGGCCAUUUUUAAUAAUAAUGCUAUAUUGAAUUCCCCACCACCCUCUUUUAAACUAAUCAUUACCGACUCAGUUUUAUUUUGAUAAUAUAAAGAUUGCUAGGCUGUGUAGGUAUAAGAUUUCUAUUUUAACAAAAAAAGGCAUUUUAUAUUAUUUAUUAAAUCCACACAUUUCUUUAAUUUCUAAAACAUUCCAUAUCAUUCUUGCUGCUUUUUUUUUAUCUGUAUAAUUAGGUAUUUAAGGAGAUAGCAGUUCUUUUCACAUAGGAGAAAUGUCUUUUUAAAAAUGGAGUUUAAGUGAAUUUCUUUAAACUCUGUCCAGCUUACCUGUUCAUAGAAAUUCAGAAGGUUUCUUUUUUUAACUAAAAAAUUAGCCCGCAUUAAAGAGAGAAUGGUUUUAGGCAGCAGUAUAAUAUCUGGCCACCAAGGAACAGAGUACACAGCCUAAUUCUUUUCGCCUGUAAAAUGUACAUGCCUUUUGGUGUCUUGCCGUGAAAUACUGCUUUAAUCUACCUCUUCCAAAAGCUUCAUAGUUGUUGACAAAUUCCAAUCUGGCUGUUACAUAAGGUAGCACAUUUUCGGUUAAUUUCCUGCUUUGUUGUUCCUUAUGUGACCUAGAGGUUUUUUUUCUUAAGUCUGUUGAAUUUUUAUGGAAUCCUAUGACCUGUGGGGAUUCCAGACUGUCUGUAUAUGAGAUCUCUCACGACCUGGGUUAUCGCUGCUGCUUCUGCUCAGUGUUCUGUUUUUUAGGCCAGGAUGUACCAUCCACAAUUAGAGCUGGCCUGGUCUCAAUGAAAAAUACUGACCAAAUAGGAGAUCAGACCAAAUCUGUAAUGGGAUAGCAUUUCUAUAGGAGAGUUAAGUAUUAAACACAGGUUGUAGGGGUGGCAUGUGCCUUGAAUUUCAAUGGGAUCAUUUCCCCUGGCCAUUUCAAAUGAGUUUGGAACAUUAAAUUAGAGAUGUGCUUCGGAUGCACGGCAGGUUGUCACUGAAAUGCACAAUCUUUCUAGUGCCUCAUAGAUGGCUUUGGAAUGGUGUGCUAAAAGGGAUUUCAAAAACCAGAAUCCUUGUGGGGAAAAAUAAAAAAAAAUAAUGAAGCUGUUAAUUUCUUUGAAGAGCAGAUUCUUUUUCACAGCCUAACAUUAUUUAGUUACCUAUUCUCCCCUACAGAUUUGAGAAGUAUAGGAGUAUAUUCACAUUCGUAGCAGAAUCAUUUAUGGAAUCCUUGAAAAAAAGAAAAGUACCUUGUUUUCUGUGUGUGAGAGUUAACCCAAAAAGGCCAGUACUCCUGUAAAUAACCUGAGCUAUCAUACCUAGGAAACGUCCUUGUUUAUUCCCUUCUGAACUUCAGCUGUUUUCCUAUUUAUUGUGCAAAUAAAGUUUGUUUUUUAAUUUCUCCGUAUACCACAUAACCAGUGCACGUUCAAAGUCUCUUCUUCCUUGGAAACUGUUCCCCGCUAAAGGUAACUGUCAGCGCCGUUCAGGAUUUUUGUGCCACACUCGGUCAAUGCUAUCGUCUUUGGGAGCGAGAUAACUUGGUUAUUUUUUCUGUGUUGGUCAAUUGCUCAUAUAAAAAGAACCCCAAUAAAAGAACCUGUCAGUGUA